CGAAUAUGAGAAAGGGUUUGUGUUGUUCUGAAUAUUCACUUCCCACUGUAUAUCUGCUGACCUUGCCUACCAGGUGCUUGUUAAAAAAUAGUAACUCUGCGUGCGAAUGCCUGAGUUUCGGGGCCGGCCACCCCGUUCUCACGCUCGCACGAACAGACUGGUAUAAAGAGGGGAGAGCGAAAACACCUAGACGGAGUCUGCUGCGGGUUGUGAUCGAACGCCCAGCCGAUUGACGCGAACUCUUCCACGGGUGUUGGCUCUCCACUCUGUUGGCGUAGGUAAAUGAUCAACUGGAAACGCUUUACUGGAGUGCCAAGGAGGGCUCGACAUCGACAAGAUGGCUGGGGACCGCGGACCUGGUGGUGCCGGCUCUUUGGUCAAGCGCCUCCUUGCUCUUGGUGUCAUGGUGGCCCACUAUUGGGGAACAACCCAAGAAACGACCUGGAACGAGUGCAGGACCACGUGAGCUGUCCGGCAGGUCAAGCAUGUCUGAUGGCCAACAUCACCAGUGACUGUAACAUCUACGUCUGUUACACAUGCCUGGCACAAACUCUUCACGUCCGAAUGGCCCAAGCUACUCAGAGGACUGUGGUGUCAUGGACAAUCAAGUUUCCAAAUCUCCCAACAUGUCAUCGACGACGUCGAGAGUGGUAUGACACGCUGCUUGGAGGGACUGGAACGGUGUUGGGGGUGUCCAACACCAUCGACGGGGAGGUCACGCGUACAGUGCUGUCGACCACUGGACAGUAUACAUCACGGGCGUUACACCAAGUUGGGGAGUGGUUACCUAACGGGAUAGGUACACAAUUGAGUAAUGUCAAUUUAUGGACGCAUCAGUACAAUUGGCAAUUGACUAUGUUUAACGAAACUUAUCGCUCCUUAAUGAAUCUGACCCAAAUUGCCAAUUGGACUGCUUGUAAUAUGCAAAUGUUACAUGCACGCAUUCAGAAGGAAAGGUUUAUAACUGGAGUUUAUACAGGGAAUUAUCAUCAGUGGAGAAAUACUUGGAAUAUUAGUCAAAAACUAUGGCUCCAACUAUUUCCGGAACAAACUGUUUGCAAUAACACCCAAUGCAAAGGUUAUUGGUAUCAAUACAAUGUAACUCAAGUGAAAACUGUAUGCCGAUAUGAAGUACUUCCGGUAAUAUCAAUACAUGGAUAUCAUUAUCUGCAUGUGAGUGGAGAGUGGUUUGAAGCCGCAACAAAUACGACUUAUGACACUGAUUUAUGUGAUAAAACUGAUCAAGGGAUGGUAUGUACUUUACAGAUGGGUCACGCUAAUCCAUGUUUGAGUGAUAGUCAGGUAACAUUAUGUGAUUGGAGUGUUGAGACACCACGAGACAUGCUAUGGCAGGUAGGGCCACAUUACCUAUGCGUAGCUACCAUGAGACAACACCCACAGUUACCUUCAGCUCCAUUCGUUGGCUGUCUUAAUGAUGUACACCUGUGGCAUUGGAAUAAUCAAACGUAUUAUCUCACCAAUUACUCCCAGGAGUCCAGAUUGUCAGCGGUGCAGUGGGAGGUUUUGUGCCACCCCUGGACUGUGUCUCUGGACCGGUUCAAAUGCGCAUUGGACCGGUCCACAGAAUUGAAGGAUCUGAUACAAAGACCUAGGUACAAUGUCACGCGGUUGUGGGUGUCCACAUUAAUAGCCGGGGAUGAAGUGAAACAUGUAGCGAGGCUAGUGCAGCAGAGUUCCGCCCAUCAUUGGUGGGAUAUUUUAUCUGGAAUGUCUGUAACUGCCAGGAAAACCAUACUGCCACCCUUGUUUAUUUUGGCAGGAUGCUUAAUUAUAUUAACCUUAUGUAACGUAUUCACUUGCUUGUAUGUUAGACGAGCUAAAAGACAGCUUGAGAGAAUAAUUUUUAAUCAGUGGUAGUAGUAUGCGAAUUGCUGUGUGUGAAAGCGAUGCCCCUUUUGGGCUUACCAAAAUUGAGGUAAUUGUGGAAAGCGGGGGACCGGAUAUUUAUGUUUGGAAUUUUCAUGUUGCGGGGAAUAUGAUGUGGGGUGAAUUUGUCUGUGACACACGGGCGGAUUUACUUGAGAGGGUGCAACACGAUCUGGUUAAUUGGAAUAAUUGGGAGGGGAACAUGAUGAAUAAUGAAGAUUUUAUGAAUUGAGGAAAAUGAUGUUCAGAACAUCAAGAGUGGAAUGUGAAAGGGUGAUGGGUUUGUGUUGUUCCGAACAUUCAUUUCCCAGGAUACGAAUGUGAGAAAGGGUUUGUGUUGUUCUGAAUAUUCACUUCCCACUGUAUCUUGUUAUGGUCUUGAUACGAAUAUGAGAAAGGGUUUGUGUUGUUCUGAAUAUUCACUUCCCACUGUAUAUCUGCUGACCUUGCCUACCAGGUGCUUGUUAAAAAAUAGUAACUCUGCGUGCGAAUGCCUGAGUUUCGGGGCCGGCCACCCCGUUCUCACGCUCGCACGAACAGACUGGUAUAAAGAGGGGAGAGCGAAAACACCUAGACGGAGUCUGCUGCGGGUUGUGAUCGAACGCCCAGCCGAUUGACGCGAACUCUUCCACGGGUGUUGGCUCUCCACUCUGUUGGCGUAGGUAAGAGGCUUUUUCGCUGCAAUCAUAUAUCUUGUGUGUUGAUGCUUAAAUAAAUACGCCCUUGUUUAGGCUAAAAUACCUUGAUGUG
Molecule: messenger RNA, 2637 nt
Organism: Dunckerocampus dactyliophorus (ringed pipefish)
Lineage: Eukaryota; Metazoa; Chordata; Actinopteri; Syngnathiformes; Syngnathidae
Exons: 2
Coding region: 283-1878 (531 amino acids)
Source: RefSeq, a predicted model, not a curated record